Molecule: messenger RNA, 1623 nt
Organism: Saccostrea cuccullata (small rock oyster)
Lineage: Eukaryota; Metazoa; Mollusca; Bivalvia; Ostreida; Ostreidae
Exons: 1
Coding region: 184-1623 (479 amino acids)
Source: RefSeq, a predicted model, not a curated record
CAUGUAUUGGAGCUCUUCGAUCUGCAGUGUAUAGAAGCUUCUUAAAAAAGAAGUUGGAAAUUUUCAAAAUCUAUAAAUAGACAAGCUGGAAAUUUCGAUACUAUUGAUUUAUUUAAAUAUCAGUUUCAUUAGUUGAGAUAGUUUCAUGGUAUUUAUUGAGAGAAAUCCAUCGUUAGCAAAAGGAUGUUGCUUAAACCACUGGAAAUUCGUUUUAGUCAAGAUUCCAUCGGGAGUAAAUUUGGCCGUUGUACGUCACAUCCUUUUAUACCCAUAGGAGAAACACUUGAUGAUAUUUUAUCUGGGCGUUGUAACUUUAACUCUAUACCUAAUAUUUCUGUGGUGGAAAGAAAUGGUCUUUGGUUCACAUCAGAUAACAGAAGAUUGUGGGUUUUUCAAGAGGCAGAGAAACGAGGAAAAUGUAGUGAAAUAUACGUCAGGGAGACAAGUUAUAUUAAUUACAGCAAAUUUACAACUACAAAUAAUGGCACUUCUAUAUAUGUUAGGGGAAAUCCGGGAGGUUUUCUAUGGAGGAGGAUGCCAGAAGUGAUCAGGAAACCGAUAGAGUCCCCAAGAAAACUUUUCAAUAUAUACCAGGAAUCUUCAAUGAGAACCUCUUCAAAUAUAAAUACCGGGAUAAGUCCUAGGCGAGUGGAUACAAGUCUUUUUUCAGAAAGUUAUACCUAUAGGCAACAAAACUCUGUAAGCACAGGUUUGGCAUAUAAGUCACCAAAAGUAGAGGAUUCGUCAGAAACAUCAUCAGAAACAUCAGAUUGCGAACAAAACUACACAGUGGAAGCCAUAGAUACAGAAACGACAUACCCAAAACCACAAGUGGACAAUUUAUCAGAAAAAUCAUCAGACAACGUCCAAAGUUACUCAGUGGAUGUCAGGAAACGAACUGUAGAGGAAAUGGAAGAUUGCUACAAUGAAUGUUCAAUUUCUCUGUCCACUUUGGAUGGUACUAUGAGAAAUAACCAUGAAAGAAAGUCAUCGUCGGCUUGUCCUUCACACAGUAUUUGCUUUGAAAAUCAAUAUUCAGGAACAUUUCCAAACCAUUUUUAUGCUACAUCAAUUGCAGAUGAUGAAAUCAACGAAAGUGUAGCUACAUCAGAAGAAAUAAGCGGGACAUUUGUGGAGAUGAAAACAGUUGAAGAAGACAAAACAAUCUCAGAAGACAUUAUUGUCAUGGAAGGUAACAAAAAUAUGGCUGACAUUGAGAAAGAAGAGCCGAUUGAGGAUAAGUAUGAAACUGUCUUGAUAAGAAGUAGGAUUUCUUCUUUAGAAGAAAGAAGGGAAAGUUUUGAAAAGACCAUAUCAGUUAUUGAAGACAGAGCGGUGUCAGAAGACAAAGUAAACAUGAAACACAGCAAGAAUAUAAAUCAUUAUGACAUAGUGAAAGAAUCGAUUAAUAACAUUAACAAAGAAACUGAGAGCCAAAAGAUAUUCACGAUUUCUUGUUCAGGAGAAGUUAAUCACGGAAAGGAGAGUGUCAUUGUGAACAUGGGGAAUGUGUCCAAAUUUCCAACAAAUAAGAAUAUGUCUACGAAGAAAAUUAUUUGUAUAUCAUUCAUUAUAAUAGCGCUGGUUAUAGCUAUAUUUUUAAUUGCAUACUUUCUCCCCUAA